CUUUAGUGUACGUUUCUUCGUUCCUUCGAACCACAUUGGGCCUUUAUGUUCCACACCUUAGGAAUCAUGCUCUCUAGUGCCAAACAACAGGGUUUAGCUGUUUUUACUGCCGUCUGUUGGCAAGUGAAUCAGGUGUGCCCCUCGGGUUUGACAGUUCCAAAUUAAAUUCAAUAUUUUUUGAUCGGUUACAUAAACCAAUGAUGCUUGCUAUGACAUAUCGGUAAUGAUCCCUAACUCUUGGAAGCAGCACCAAACUACCGAUAAGCGAGAAAAUGUGCUUCUUGGUACAUUCUUGACACCGUCAUUCCCUCCCCCGCUCAGAUUUCCGCGCGGGGCCCGCUUGUUCCCAUGAUGAUCGCCUUCCAGGGAAAACAAGGUUUGAUUACUCUUUGUUCUACCGUCGUAGGGAAUGGAUCGCCCAAUCCCAUAGUCCACUAAGGUGCAAGUGCAAUUUGCAAUUUCAAAUUCGCUAACUAAGAAACCUAGAGGGAUUUUUAAAUUGGGCUGUGAAAUUUAACACACGUCAAAGUUGCACUUUAUGCACUCACAUUUGCUUUGUAUUUCUCAAAUGUUUAAAGAUCAUGGCAAAAGGUGUGAGAUAAUAAGGUUCCACAGGGCUUUUUGAUGGUUUUUUGUUUGAUGUUCGAGUUAAUACAAGUGAAAUCAUGAUGGACGCAUUGACAACAAACUUUACUGAGGAGGAGCUAAAGGAAAUAUUUGAGAAGAUGGAUUGGGACAAAAAUGGUUACAUUACUCCCAUUGAGUUCAAAUCUUAUCUAGCCUCGCUCAAGAAAGGUGAAGAAAUGUCGGCGGAAGAAGUGUACGACGCCUUUGAUCAGAUCGAUACGGAUGGAAGCAAGCAGAUCCAAUGGGAUGAAUUUUUGGAGGCCAUGACGUCCAUGGGACGAAGAAAGUCCGUGAUGUCUGAAGGGGAAAUCACCAAAAUAUUCCGAACAGCAGACGUAGAUUGCGAUGGCUACAUCUCAUUCAAGGAGGCCCGGAGAGCUUACAAGAAAGUGUGCAAACUGCUGAAGAAAGACAAUGAGGAGGAAGCCAUUCACAAAUGGUUGGAAACCGUGGAUUUCGACCACGAUGGAAGAAUUAGCCUGGAAGAGUUCAUGUUAAGCAUUGCUGGAAAUACCUUGGUGGAUGAGGUAUAAUCGAGCAAUGAGAUAUUUAUGUGGUGCAAUAUUUCACUAUUUUUUCUUCAAUGUUAUCUACAACAAAGAAUAAAUGCUUCAUGUGAAUAAGCGAAA
This is a messenger RNA of Tigriopus californicus, 1256 nucleotides long. RefSeq lists its product as uncharacterized. Bases 666 to 1160 code for a protein of 164 amino acids. Gene Ontology annotation, molecular function: calcium ion binding. The transcript has 4 exons. Lineage: Eukaryota; Metazoa; Arthropoda; Copepoda; Harpacticoida; Harpacticidae. The record is from RefSeq and is a predicted model, not a curated record.